Molecule: messenger RNA, 921 nt
Organism: Miscanthus lutarioriparius
Lineage: Eukaryota; Viridiplantae; Streptophyta; Magnoliopsida; Poales; Poaceae
Source: the annotation of a GenBank genome assembly
AUGGCGGCGGCGCAGCCGAAGCCGGCCAAGAGGCUGGGCGGCAUGGCGGAGGCGCUCGCCAUCGCCGCCGACCUCGGAUUCCCCGCCCCUACCACGCAGGAAGAUCAGACAAGCUCUGACAAAAGCGAUGAUUUGGUGAAGGUUUUGAGGGAACUGACUGUUGUGCAGAGGAACAUUGCCAACUUGCAAGUGGAGCUACAGGGAAGAAAGGAUGAUAAAAACAUUGCUCAUUUGACUCAUGUGAGUGAGAUGGAGAAGAAGUGUGAAUCUUUGGCCAGAAUAACUACUAUUUUGAAAGAUGUAAUUCAGAACAAGGAUCGCAUUAUUGCUCGGCUGCAACAACCUUAUUCCCUUGACUGCAUACCAGUUGAAGCUGAAUACCAGAAACAAUUCUCGGAACUACUUCUGAAAGCAGCAAGUGACUAUGGGGCAUUGACAGCAUCAGUCGGCGAUUUCCAGUGGAGCCAAAACUUUAGGGAAUCACCAGCUGUCUGGGGGGAUAACUGUGCAGUUUGUUCUGUAUUCAUUGUGACUAACUGGCCUUACAACAACUCAAAAUUCUUCUUGUACAUAUGUCCUCUGUCACUAGUCAUAGGUUUAACUUCCUCUAUCUCAAUGAAGGAAAUGCUGCGACCGAUUCCUGCUGCACUUGCUUCCUGCACCCGGUUCUUCGAGGCCAUGUCUGCGAUGAGGGAAUCCUUUUCUACUCUUCAGAAACUACGUGUUGGCCAUUUGUCUCUGUCACUGACCCCAAGUGGCUCCAGCGACAAUUCGAAGUUCUUGACGCCACCUCAGUGGAGAGACGGCUCGAUGCUGGAUAGCUGGAAGCAAGUGGAGGACAUGAACCCCGAGAGCGAUGGACUUGUUGAUGCCAUGAACCAGAGGAGGUUGUCUUGGCCCUCCAACAAGAGAGACCCAUAG